AUGCACAGGGGCUAUAGAACCCUGGUGACCUGCGCUGCGGCCGUGGAGCAGCGAGCCGUCAAGCCAGAGAGCGAGGUCCCCGGCAUGUCAGCCUAUUUAGACUCCCUCAGGUGGAACAAUGAUGGUCUGGUGGCCGUGAUCGCCCAGCACGUGGACACCGGGGAGGUGCUGAUGCAGGCAUACUCGGACCGCAACGCGAUAUGCGAGACGCUUCAGACGGGGCUGGCCACCUUUUACAGCCGAAGCCGCCGCGAGCGCUGGUGCAAGGGCGAGACGUCCGGCCAUUUCAUCAAGGUGUCGCGCGUGUUUGCCGACUGUGACAAGGACUCCAUCAUAUACCUCGGCGACCCCAUCGGCCCGGCCUGCCACACCGGCGCAAAGACCUGCUGGUUCAGCGAGGCGCAGGUUGGCGACGACGGCGGCGUCAGCACCUGCGGAAAGCACGAGCACCACGCGGCCCACAGCCCUGCCACCACUCUUUAUGCGCUCGAGCGCACCAUCCAGCAGCGGCGGGACGAGAUGGGGCAGCAGAAAGAGGGCAAGCCCUCCUGGACGGCGCGCCUGCUGGCGGACCCUGUGCUGCUGUGCAAGAAGGUGCGGGAGGAGGCCGGGGAGCUGUGCGAGACGCUGGAGGCGGGGGAGGGCGCGGAGCGCGCGGCCAGCGAGAUGGCGGACCUGCUGUACCACUCCAUGGUGCUGCUGAACCUGCAGGGUGUGCCUAUGGAGGAUGUGAUGCGCGUGCUGCGGCAGCGGUUUGGGACCUCUGGAAUCGAGGAGAAGGCGGCACGGCCACCGAAGCAGUGA
This is a messenger RNA of Monoraphidium neglectum, 804 nucleotides long. Its product is annotated as phosphoribosyl-ATP pyrophosphohydrolase/ phosphoribosyl-AMP cyclohydrolase. Lineage: Eukaryota; Viridiplantae; Chlorophyta; Chlorophyceae; Sphaeropleales; Selenastraceae. The coding region runs from base 1 to 804 and encodes 267 amino acids. Gene Ontology annotation, biological process: L-histidine biosynthetic process. The transcript is spliced from 6 exons. The record is from RefSeq and is a predicted model, not a curated record. Gene Ontology annotation, molecular function: phosphoribosyl-AMP cyclohydrolase activity; phosphoribosyl-ATP diphosphatase activity.